Messenger RNA from Scophthalmus maximus (turbot), 4338 nucleotides. RefSeq names its product lipoxygenase homology PLAT domains 1b (gene loxhd1b). Gene Ontology annotation, molecular function: protein binding. NCBI's taxonomy places the organism in Eukaryota, Metazoa, Chordata, Actinopteri, Pleuronectiformes, Scophthalmidae. The transcript has 32 exons. The record is from RefSeq and is a predicted model, not a curated record. The coding region runs from base 1 to 4338 and encodes 1445 amino acids.
AUGUCAUUAAACCGUCCAGUGUACGAAGUGGUGACCAUCACGGGUGAUGAGAGAGGAGCAGGCACUGACGCCAACGUGUUUGUCACUCUGUUCGGCGAAUAUGGCAUCACCCCCAAAGCCCAUCUGGCCAGCAAGAGUCGCACAGCCUUCGAAAGGGCCAAAACCGAUGUGUUCAGAAUCAGAACCCACAAUGUUGGACCUUUGAAAAAGAUAAGGAUUGAGCAUGACAACACCGGCCUGAGCGCCAGCUGGUUCCUGGACAGAGUGGUGGUGACAGAUGUGAUCAGGCCUCACUUGAGGUUUUACUUUCCUUGCAACAACUGGCUAAGUAAGACGGAGGGAGAUUGCCUUUGUGUCCGAGACCUGCUGGGCAGCAUGGACCCCAUGGACAUUCCCAAAUAUAACAAGUAUGUGGUGAGCGUUAUCACUGCAGAUGUAAAAGGCAGUGGAACAGAUGCAGAUGUCUUCAUCAAUAUCUUUGGGGAGUUUGGAGACACAGGGGAGAGGCGCCUCGACAAUGACAAAAAUAACUUUGAAAAGGGUACGGAGGACAAGUUCACCAUCGAGGCUCCGAAUUUGGGCAAAGUGAGGAAGAUCACCAUCGGCCAUAAUAACAAAGGCUCCUCAGCAGGAUGGUUCCUGGACAAGGUGGUUGUGGACGAUAUGGGAAACAAAAUAGUGUAUGAAUUCCCAGUUAAUCGCUGGUUUGCCAUCGAUGAGGAUGAUGGGAAGAUCCAGAGGGAUGUUUUGGUCGGGGGGAGCCAGCCCACAGGUAUCGUGUACAACGUCCAGAUUGUGACAGGAAACAUCAGAGGAGCCGGGACAAACUCCAAGAUCCACAUCGUGAUGCACGGCUCGAAAGGCACGAGGAACAGCGGCCAGGUGUUUUUAGAGGGAGGGAAGUUUGAGCGGGACCUGACGGACAUCUUUAAUGUCGAGAUCGCUGCGCUCCUCAGUCCCCUCAGCAGAGUCACCAUUGGACAUGAUAACGAAGGAGUCAGUGCUGGCUGGUACUGCGAGAAGGUGGUGGUGUACUGUCCAUUCACAGGGAUCGAGCAGACGUUCCCGUGCAGUAAAUGGCUGGACGAGAAGGAGGGAGACGGACUGAUAGAGAGAGAACUCUAUGAGAUGGUCUCUCUCAGGCAGAAGAGACAGAAGAAGCAUCCCUGGUCCUUGUGGAUCUGGACGUCAGAUCUAGCCGGCGCAGGGAGCGACGCAGAUAUCUCUUUCCAGGUGUACGGGGAGAAGGGCAAGUCAGACGAGAUCCGGCUGGAAAACAAAACUGACAAUUUUGAGCAGGGACAGGUGGACAGAUUCAUGGUUGAGCUGCCUGAUUUGGGGAAAUUGACCAAAUUUCGUAUCUGGCAUGAGAAGAGAAAUCCCUUUGCAGGAUGGCAUCUCAGCAAGGCAACUCUGUUGAAGACAUUAACAAAGGAAAAGUACAAGUUUCCAUGUGAGCGGUGGCUGGACACUAAUGAAGAUGACAACGAGGUGGUGAGGGAGCUUCCUGCCUGCGGAGACGUGAUCGCUGAGCCACUGCCCUUGUUAAAAUACAGGGUGACCGUUUGCACGGGGACGGUUGGCGGCAGCGGCACAGAUGCGUCUGUUUUUCUCAACCUGAUUGGAGACCAGGGCGACACCGGAGACCGGCAGCUGGUCAACUGCAAAAACAACAUCAACAAGUUCGAGAAAGGAAACAUGGAUGAGUUCAUAGUGGAGGCAGUAGCCCUCGGGCAGAUCCGCAGGGUGAGGAUUGGACAUGACGGAAAAGGUGGCGGCUGUGGCUGGUUCCUUGAUAAAGUGAUUGUGAGAGAGGAGGGACAGGCUGAGGGCGCAGUAGAGUUCCCCUGCAACAGGUGGCUGGAUCGCAAUGAGGAUGAUGGACAGAUUGUUAGAGAGUUGGUUCCAUUCACAGAUGGACAGCGUCUUUACAACAUUGACUAUCACAUCGCCAUAAAGACGGGGAACAUCCCUGGCGGCAGCUCAGACUCCAACGUGUUCGUCAAGCUCUACGGGGAGAAAGGCGACACCAGUAAGAUACUGCUGGUGGUCUCCGCCAACAACCUGGGGAACUACUUUGAGACGGGUCGCAUUGACAUCUUCGCAGUGGAAACCUUUGACAUUGGACAGAUCAACCGUCUGAUGAUCGGCCACACCAAUGAAGGCAUGCGUGCCGGCUGGUUCUUGGACAGCGUUCAGAUUUUGGUUCCAGUCCACGGAAGGCAGUACAUGUUCCCCAGUCACCGCUGGCUGUGCAAGGAUGAGGCCGACGGCAAGACGGAGGUGGAGAUUUACCCAAGCGAGAUCCUGGACAUGGAACAAUUGAUUAACUAUGAGGUAACGGUAGUGACUGGAAAUGUGAUGUUCGCUGGCACCAAUGCCAGAGUGUUCAUCCAGAUCUUUGGAGACAAGGGGAAGACAGAAGUUAUCAGGCUCGAAAGCAGGUCCAACAACUACGAGCGGAACACCACAGAAAUAUUCAAGAUGAAUGCCAAAGAUGUGGGGAAGGUCUUCAAGAUCCGCAUCGGUCACGACAACUCAGGGAUCGGAUCCGGCUGGUUCCUGGAAUCCGUGGACGUCAAACACUUGAUCAUGGCCUUGGAGGACGGCGAGCUGGUGGUGGAGCUGCUGCCCGAGGAUGCAGAGGAGCUGGAAGUCAACACCUAUGAAGUGUGUGUCUUCACUGGUGACAUGCUGGGAGCUGGGACUGACGCUAAUGUCUUCAUCAAUAUUUACGGGGAAAACGGAGACACCGGAGAGCGCUACCUGAAGAACUCGGACAACCUCAACAAAUUUGAGCGGGCGCAGGAGGAUGUUUUCAUAGUGACAGCUAUUGAUCUGGGUCCUCUGAAGAAGCUACGGAUCCGUCAUGACAACACCAAGUCUCAUUCAUCUUGGUACCUGGAUCGUGUUGAGAUCGUGGACACGAAGGAUGAUACAACGUACUAUUUCCCUUGUAACCGCUGGCUCGCAGUGGACGAGGACGACGGGCAGAUAGCGAGAGAGCUGGUGCCUGUGGACGAGGCCUUCAUGAGGCAGGACGAGGAUGAGGAGGGGACAGCCGCCACGCUCGGGCUGGAGCAGAAAUCCAUGUCUACUACGUAUACUAUCAAAAUCAAAACCGGAGAAAAGAAGUAUGCCGGGACCGAUGCCAACGUCUUCGCCAUCCUCUUUGGGGAAAAUGACGACACAGGGAUCAUCAACCUAAAGGCUUGUAAGAACUACAAGAACAAGUUUGAACAGGGGAUGAUCAAUGAGUUCACCGUGGAGGCAGUGGACCUGGGCGAUCUGGAAAAGCUCCGAAUCGGACACGACAACUCAGGGGGUUCGCCUGGCUGGUUCUUGGACUGGGUCGAGAUCGACGCGGCCUCGCAGGGUCAGAGACUGCGCUUCCCAUGUGGCCGCUGGUUGGACAAGGGAGAGGAUGACGGGGCCUUAGUGAGGGAUCUCUAUCCUGCCGAGCUGCAGACCGAACUCUACAUGCCAUUUGUGCCCUAUGAGAUAAAGAUCUACACCAGCGAUGUGUUCUGUGCGGGAACAGACGCUGACGUGUUCAUAGUCUUGUACGGCCGUAAGGGAGUGUGCACGCAGCAGAAGCACCUGUGCGUCAACAAGAGAGAGAGACGUCUGUACUUUGAGAGGGGAGCUGAGGACAUGUUCAUUGUGGAGUUGGAGGAUGUCGGCGAAGUCAUAGAGAAGAUCCGGAUAGGACACGACAACAAGGGAACCAACCCGGGAUGGCACCUCGACAGGGUGGAGAUCAGGCGACAGCUCAGGAAAGGCAAGGGUUCGGAGACAACCAUUUUCCCAUGUGAGUGCUGGCUGGCCAAGUCUGAAGAUGACGGGGAGACGGUGAGGGAGUUGGUCCCCUCGGACAUCAUCACACAGAAACUCCUCAGGGACGGGACGCUGAAGACGACCGAAACAGAAGUGGAGGACGCUUUGGAAAUUCACACGUACACGGUGUCCGUGCGGACAGGAGAUACCAGCGGUGCAGGGACCGACGCCAACGUUUUCCUCACCAUCUACGGCGACCUGGGAGACACAGGAGAGCGCAAACUCGCCAAAUCUGAGAGCAACAAGAACAAGUUCGAGAGAGGAGCGGUGGACAAGUUCUCCAUUGAGGCCGUGGAUCUGGGGCAAGUGUUUAAGAUUCAUAUUCGUCACGACAACUCCAUGAUGGGGGCGGACUGGUACCUGGACCAGGUGGAGGUGCUGGAUCUGGAAACAGAGGAGGUGUACAUGUUCCUAUGUGAGCGCUGGCUGUCAACAAAAAAAGAGGACAGACGCAUUGAGAGGAACUUCUUCGUCAAGUUCAUAGAUGAAAAUGUGGUAUAG